AUGUCUUGUAGGAAAGGAACACAUCACAACUGCACGCGAGCUCGGAAACCAGUGAUUUCACCUUAUUACAAUAGUGCAUCCAUUCCAUUGGGAUAUUUUGGCACAACUAUAAGAAGGAGACCCGUUAGUUUUGGCUUCGAAAAUCCUUUCCAAAGUCGAAGAAAUUUUACAAACAGUCGAGAAAGAUGGAGACAGCAUCAUGUCAACAUGGCCUUUGGUGAGCUGAGAAAACUUCUUCCAACUUAUCCACCAGACAAAAAACUCUCCAAGCACGAGAUUCUUAAACUAGCUAUGAAAUACAUCACGUUUCUGAGUACUGUGUUAAAAGACAUGGAUUCAAAAGAAACUGGAAUUUGCUCUGAUUUUGUUGUGGAUUCUGAACUAUGUUCUCCGAGUUCGAGCUGUGAAACUCUUGGUAGCGAUGGAGGUUUGUCAUCCACCUUGAAUUUAGAACGUGUCAGUGUUGAUUCACUUACAUCAGAAAUACGGAUUGAAGAAGCCGAAUGA
This is a messenger RNA of Pocillopora damicornis (cauliflower coral), 507 nucleotides long. Its product is annotated as T-cell acute lymphocytic leukemia protein 1 homolog. The record is from RefSeq and is a predicted model, not a curated record. NCBI's taxonomy places the organism in Eukaryota, Metazoa, Cnidaria, Anthozoa, Scleractinia, Pocilloporidae. Gene Ontology annotation, molecular function: protein dimerization activity; DNA-binding transcription factor activity, RNA polymerase II-specific; RNA polymerase II cis-regulatory region sequence-specific DNA binding. Gene Ontology annotation, biological process: regulation of transcription by RNA polymerase II.